This is a messenger RNA of Momordica charantia (bitter melon), 1742 nucleotides long. RefSeq names its product Syntaxin/t-SNARE family protein. Gene Ontology annotation, cellular component: membrane. Gene Ontology annotation, biological process: Golgi vesicle transport. The record is from RefSeq and is a predicted model, not a curated record. NCBI's taxonomy places the organism in Eukaryota, Viridiplantae, Streptophyta, Magnoliopsida, Cucurbitales, Cucurbitaceae.
ACCAAAUGGGAAAACGGCGUCGGCCUGAGGAAGUUACCACGAUCGGAUGUCGGAUCCACCUUCGCGGGUGUUUCAAGUUUCAUAACAAUUAACAAAACAACAUCGGCUUCGUUUCGUUGAGAAUCAUGAGGCCAAAACGACGCCCGCCUUCUUCACCUUUCUAAUUCCACGCGCUACUGCUCCUCCUCGAAUAUACCAAUCGCUUUCCUCUCCUCCUCCUCUACCGCCCACGCUUCCAUGAUUCUUCUGCAUUAUUCCAAUCGAAUCUGUUUCUGGUGUCCUACUGCCUGCCGGAUUGGCCUGGGGUUUUCCUCUUCCGUGGAUACCAUAAUCUUCUAAUUUUCUUUCUUUUUUAUUUUUGAUUUGUUGGGACGAAUUUUUUUUUUCUGCGAAGAAAUAUGGCUUCGAGUUUUGAUCGGUGGGAAAAGGAUCCCUUUUUCUCAGCCGCCGAGGAAGUUCAAGAAUCUGCCGAUAGGAUGGAAUCGACUUAUAGAACGUGGGUACAUGCAUCCAAAGAUGAAUCAAGCAUUUGGAACUGUGAUGAGCUCGGUAGGGAUUUACGCACUGCUCUUGGCACCACCAAAUGGCAGUUAGAGGAGUUCGAACGAGCUGUGAAAUCAAGUUAUAUUAAUAACACAAAUGAAGAUGCGAGAGAUAGGCACCGGGAAUUUAUUGUAGCAAUUGAGGAUCAGGUUUCAAAAACUGAAAAUUCGUUACAAGAAGUUUCUGAAUCAAAGGGAAAAUCUUCACUGCCUUGGAUGCGGCUGGAUGAAGGUGAAAGCAACGAACUCGCAUUGUUUCUUUCAGGACCUUCAACAGGAGAAGAUAAAACUGUUGUUAACAAUGUUGUUAGUGACAAUGGAAACUCACAAGCAAUGGAUGAGGAAUCAGCACCAGCUUGUUCGAGUAACUCUCUACAAUCAGCUGACCGGGGUGACUAUCGGGAGGAGAAGUCCCAUGGACACCGGAGGACAGCUAGCGCUAGUCCUGACAUUGGUUCCUGGAAGAUUGCAAUUUCCGGGGUUGAUUUCCAACAAGGUUCUUUAAAUGGACAAUCCCAACCUGUACGAAAGAUCCCAAGUUUUUCUGGGCUUUUAAGUACUGUCGAGUCUGCACCAAAACUCAAGUGGCCAAAGAAUGGCUUUAGGAAGUCGAAAGUAGUAGAUAGGCAUCAAGAAACUAAUUCGACAUUGUUGCAAUCCCCUCAAUCAACCAGGGGUAUAAUUGCUGGAUAUGUAAGAAAUAAGAGUUGCUUAGAUAGCUGUGAUGAUUUUUAUGAUAAGCAACUCUAUGGCUGGUAUGGAUCUAUUCAGAGACAGUUUCAGAGGUCUCUAUAUCAAAUGCAGUAUAGUAGGCCUGUUCAAGUGACUUUUUCAACGAUUCUCAUUCUAUUGAUCGUUUUGGUUGCACUUCGUUUGCUAUGAGGAGCCAUUAUUGUCGACCAAUUUGUUGUAGUAUUAUGGCAGUAAGAAGUGGACGACGGUGGACGAUGAUCUCGCCAUUGUUGAGAUAUCUUUGUUUGCCGCACAGCAGCUUUGUACAUUAAACACUUUCUAAGAUGUAUGUAUCCAUAGUUGAAAUAUGCUUUAGUCACUGUUGUUAUUUACCAAAGUGUUAUUUAGCUGAUCAAGAGUUAAAAAGGUCUGUACGAGAGACAAAGGAAAAGGGCUAGGGGCUAACCAUUGAAUCUUUUCCCCCUUUAUUCCGUGUCUUUGGUCCUGUUUCAAAUCUAUAUUUCUUUU